Messenger RNA from Phlebotomus argentipes, 1865 nucleotides. RefSeq lists its product as uncharacterized. Gene Ontology annotation, molecular function: DNA-binding transcription factor activity; cis-regulatory region sequence-specific DNA binding. Gene Ontology annotation, cellular component: nucleus. The transcript has 5 exons. NCBI's taxonomy places the organism in Eukaryota, Metazoa, Arthropoda, Insecta, Diptera, Psychodidae. Gene Ontology annotation, biological process: regulation of DNA-templated transcription. The record is from RefSeq and is a predicted model, not a curated record. Bases 1 to 1506 code for a protein of 501 amino acids.
AUGAGGACAACCAUAAUCUGCGAUCCGGCCAUUUUGAAGACAUCGCAAGUGAAUGAGCAGCAAAUGGAAAAUCGUGAAAAUCGUUACGCGAAGCGAAAACGCACAGAAAUCGAUCCACCGAUGGAUGGGAGUGAUUUUCAGCAGCCGGUCAAGUGCAUGAGGACGUACAUGGGCAAUUUGUACAGUCAUCAGGAGCAUCAAUACGAAUUCGUCAAUGUAAUGUUCGACAGCAACCUCUUGCCUGUGCAAAAUCCCAUAAUUUCCGAGGCGAACGCUGCUAAUUUGGCAGAAUUCUCGGCCAAUUGGAGCACGAACGAUCUGCUUGACCUGGACCAGAAGACCACGUCCGGCACCUACUCUCAGCAGCCACACAUGGACACCUUCACGUCGGAUCCUGGCCAGAGACCCGCCAAGAUCGCCGUGAGCAGCGAGCCGAGUAAUCAUAUGACCUCCGAGGAUCUCGAAGAUAAGAACUUAUCGUGGCUGUUCAACUUCAAACUUGACGAGUUGCCGCACUUGUCGCCAGAGGUUAACAGGAGCGCCUCCGUCACGACGCCGCGCAGUCACUCGACGAAGAAGAUCGACGAGAUCAUUCAAGAGGCAACAGCAGGAAUUGAUGAUGAUGAAUUGAAUGUUGCGGAAAAUGUCAUUGUGGAGAAUCCCAACAGAAUCCAAAAGAAGCCGCCCUUCACCUACACCGAACUCAUUGAGUACGCUCUGGAGGAUAGAGGAGAGUUGACAGUGUCCGGCAUUUAUCAAUGGAUCUCGGACCGCUUUCCCUACUACAAGAGCAACGACGACCGCUGGAAGAACUCCGUGCGCCACAACUUGUCCAUCAAUCCGCACUUCCGCAAGGGCAGCAAGGCGCCCCAGGGCGCCGGGCACCUAUGGACCAUCUCUUCCAGGGACUCGGAGGCCAACAAUCUGGCGUGGGAGCACAAAAAACAACGUUUAGAGCUCUUUUUCAAGAUGGAAGCCGCUCACUCGCCGGCCAUUGUGAGGAGAGAAGUGGACGCGGUCUUUGACGAAACAGCGGCGGCAACAGCGAGCAUCCUGUCGCAUCAGGAGCGCCAGUCGCCGGAAAAUCACCCCCCAACGACACCUUCUGAUGCCAUGGCGACGUUCUACACCCCACAGGACACACAUCAGCUGCCCUAUGACGUGGCGGACUCCUCGGAUGACCUACGUCGAGUGGCAGGGGAGAUUCUGAAUGGCGUGAGGCGCAACGUUGAGGUGCAAAUUGUGCAUCCGGGCGACUCAUUCGCCAUUGACUCCACAGGAGAUUAUCUAAAUCCCCUGUCCAAGGAUGAGAUUGUUCAAGAGAGCGGUCUGCGCUCAAUGGUGACACGAGGCAACGACCUCGGCAAUGACUAUUUCGUCACUGAGAUCGAUCCAAUCGAGUUGGGCAUCAACAUGACGACCAAUGGAGAGGAAGAAGUCCUGUUUGGGGACGAUUUCAAUCUCAACUACUUUGGCAUCGGGACGGGAAGCAAUAUUGUUGCUUGACAGAAGACUUAGAUUAUCUUUCUCCCAAUGAAACACUCCCAUUUAUUAUACUAGCUGGCAAAAACUUAGCAUUUCCAAGAUGGCUUCUUCUCUCCUCCUCAAAAGCGUGCCCAGAAUCCUGCGCCUUCCGCCCGGCGCACGCGCCCUAUCUAGUCAAGAGUACAGAAACUGUGUUGAGAGAUGUAGGGUUUAAUGGGGUAGAUUUGCUUUCAGAACAAUUUUCGGAUCUCUCUCCACACAUUCCGUAUCUCAGUGUAUUCCUAUAAUAUGAUAUGUCAUGCGGUGUACUGUAUAGGCAAUAGAGGAUGGAUGUAGUGAGGAAAAUAACAUGAGAUUUUGUACUUGAAAGAUGUAAGAAU